UCGUGACAUCCAUUCCCCUCCUUUAGGCGGAAAGGAAAGUGUUGUCUUCCCCGCUCUGAAUUUACCCCUUUUCCCCUGACAUGGCUGAGAUUCUGGAGUUCCGCGUCCCCCCGGGGAAUGGUCGGACUCUUCUAGUCUUGGGGCUGGAGUCGGAUGAGUUGGAGCAUGCUCUCCAUCUUGCAUUCUCUGCCUUUGGAUUGCUGUAUUCUGUAAAAAUCAACAGCAAUGCUACAGUAGCUGGGCCUGGCUAUUAUGCCUUUAUUAAGUUCUACUCUGCCCGAGAUGCCAACAAGGCCCAACAGGCAUGCAACGGGAAGUCGCUGUUUCAGAAAACUGCUCUGAAGGUUUACAUGUGUACCAGACAGAGGGCCCUUGCAACACAAACAUUACCUUUGAACAGUUACAAAAGCCAAGAAUUAGCCAAUUACUACCUUGGUUUCGAUGGUUGGUCUAGUCGCGUCAUCACUGACUGUGAUGUUCUAAGAAGUGUUUGGAGAAAAAUAUUAAUUCAGGCAAAUCUAUAUUGGUAGUUGUACUUCUUCAUUUCUGGAUGUUUAUUUGUUUUCUUAUUAUGGCCUGUUUAUUUACUUAUCCAUUUAGAUAUUUAUUUAUUUAGAUUUGCUUGCAGCCCAUCUUAUCACAGGGUGACUCUGGGCAGCUUACAAUGUUAAGAUGGAUAAACACGCCCAUAAUAUGAAUAAAAUACUAUAAAGGUACAAAUUAUCAACUAACUAAGAGAUGUGAAGGGAGUAGGGUGAGCAGGGAGGCUGGUGGGAUUUGUUAUUAAGCACCACCAGUGUGACACAUCCCUAUUGAAGCCCCAGGCUAACUGGCAGAGCCAGAUUCUGGGUUCUUACAGAAGGUCAGGAAGGUGGGAGUUGACUUCACUGUCAGGGACAAGAUGUUCCGAAGGGCAGGAGCAACAACAGAGAAGGUUCUUCUGGACCUCAGCAGCCAGGCCGAUGGGGCCCACAGUAUGCCUCCUCUGCUAGCACAGGUGGGGCAGACUAAUCCCAUUGUGAUACACAAUUCCUCAAGUAACCUGGAUCUAUGUCAAGAAGGGCUUUAAAGGUGAUUACUGACAUCCUGAAUUUCGUCCAGAAACAAAGUGGCAGCCAAUGCAGCUCACAGAGCAAUGGUAUAACAAGGACCACUCUAUGGGCCCCAAAAGUUUUAUCCUCCCUUGUAACCUUUGACUGAGUUUUGCCCAUCCAUCCAUUUUUUUCCCCCUUCCACUUUGGUCAUUGCUUCUAUAUGGUGUGGCCCUGUAGUCCUUUUCUCUCCUGAGGAAAGGUAUAAGUUCUAUUUAGAAGCUAGUCCAAUAUGUUUUUUUUAAAAAAUACCUUCAAGGCUUAGUGAAAGAGAUGAAUGAGUCCUUCCUCCCUCCCUUCCUCCCUCCCCCUGUCAACUUUGGAGGCCAUUCUAGGCCGGAAACUUUCCUGCUGCCACUUUCUCAUGUGUCGGAAAGUAGGAGGGAGGAGGGGGAUUUAGUAGAGGGGGCCCAUUAGACACAACAACAUUCUUCCUGCCGGUCAAGGUCAGGCCAGUCCUGCAGCUGGAGGAGGAUUGGUCGGAGUGAUGUCUCGAGAUGGGACGGUUGGCAAUUGGAGCAUGUGAUCGGCAGAGAAAUUAGGGGUUGGGUUUGGAGUUUUGAUUUACUGAGGGAAAACCCGGAUCUCUCACAUUCGGAUUUUCCCAGAUGUGUCAGUUUACCUAUCCUACUAGAAGAACUUUGAAAGAUGCCUGCUUCAGAGUUUUUACUUGGGGAGGGGUUUUACUGGAACGCUGACAUCCUCCCUCCCUCCCUUGAAUUCCAGAGGACAAGGUAGCCGUCUUUUAUUUGUUCUCAGUCCUUCUGACUUGUUCUAGACUGUCUCUAUGUGAGAAUCCAGGUGCUUCUUGUUCCAUGAGUAUAGGGAGCUGCCAAGGAUGCAAGCAAAAUAAGAACUGCGCUCAUGGUGCAGAAUGCUUACCUACAUAAUGCAAAUGUUCUGCAAUAGAAUUACGGGAAGGGGAUGAAAAAGAAUCCAAAGUAGGAUGGAUAAAGGUAUGGACUCUUGUUUUUCCUUCUAUAUAUUACUCGCAUAUGGAACAGCUGCAGAAUGUAUCUGGCUCUGAAGAUGAUGAGAAAGAAGGAGGAGGAACUUUGCCCAGGCACCAUCGUUCAAAGUAUCUUUGUGUGCAAGAAUUAAUUAUCCCAAAUUAUGGGAUUAAUACCAGAGGGUUUGGUG
Molecule: messenger RNA, 2231 nt
Organism: Ahaetulla prasina
Lineage: Eukaryota; Metazoa; Chordata; Lepidosauria; Squamata; Colubridae
Gene: RDM1
Product: RAD52 motif containing 1
Exons: 4
Coding region: 81-530 (149 amino acids)
Cellular component (GO): nucleolus
Molecular function (GO): RNA binding
Source: RefSeq, a predicted model, not a curated record